This is a messenger RNA of Zootoca vivipara (common lizard), 1097 nucleotides long. It is a transcript of the gene CFAP20, whose product is annotated as cilia and flagella associated protein 20. Lineage: Eukaryota; Metazoa; Chordata; Lepidosauria; Squamata; Lacertidae. The record is from RefSeq and is a predicted model, not a curated record.
CGGCGGCGGCGGCUGAGGAGGCAGCCCAACGCCCUCUCACCCGCCCGGCGGAGCGAGCCCUCCCUACCCGCGACGCGGCGGCGGCGGCGGGAUGUUCAAGAACACGUUCCAGAGCGGCUUCCUGUCCGUGCUCUACAGCAUCGGGAGCAAACCGCUGCAGAUCUGGGACAAGAAGGUGCGGAAUGGCCACAUCAAAAGAAUUACAGAUAAUGAUAUUCAGUCAUUGGUGUUGGAGAUUGAAGGGACCAAUGUCAGUACCACAUACAUCACAUGUCCUGCUGACCCAAAGAAGACGCUGGGGAUCAAAUUACCCUUUUUGGUGAUGAUAAUCAAGAACCUGAAGAAAUACUUCACCUUUGAAGUACAGGUGUUAGAUGAUAAAAAUGUGCGCCGACGGUUCCGUGCCAGCAAUUACCAGAGCACCACCCGCGUCAAGCCUUUCAUCUGCACCAUGCCUAUGCGCCUGGACGAUGGCUGGAACCAGAUCCAGUUCAACCUCUCUGACUUCACUCGACGAGCGUACGGUACCAACUACAUUGAAACCCUGCGAGUCCAGAUCCACGCAAACUGUCGCAUCCGCAGAAUUUAUUUCUCUGACAGACUCUACUCUGAGGAUGAGCUUCCUGCUGAGUUCAAGCUUUAUAUCCCAGUCCAGAACAAGGCCAAGCAAUGAUGUCACAUUGGUAAACACGCUGAGAGAGACACUGUGAAGAGAGAUGGAAGAGGUUUUUUUUUAAUUAAAAACAAAAUUUAAUGUUGAUUUACAUAGGGUAACUUUAUUUAAUAAAAGUUGGUAUCUAAAAUGCUGGGACACAGGACAACUAACCAUGUCAUUGUUUUGUGUGAGCGAGAUGAUGCACGAUCAAGCUUGCACUUUAAAAUCAACUCCAGAGCAAACUUGAGUUAUGGGGCUUGAUCCUGACUGCAUGCAGACAACUCUGUUGGAGCAGUUCUGAGAUCCUUGUGCCCCCCACCCCCCUCGGAUGCCAGUGGUUUUUCUUCUUUGCUGUUCAUAUCUUUUUUUCAUGUAUGCUCCAAAUAUGUGUGGGCUCCUCCCCUUCUGGAAGCUGCUAUUAAAUAUUUGAUUUUCUUUGUAA